Molecule: messenger RNA, 1905 nt
Organism: Symbiodinium sp. CCMP2456
Lineage: Eukaryota; Dinophyceae; Suessiales; Symbiodiniaceae
Source: the annotation of a GenBank genome assembly
GCUGCUCUGGUCUGUGGAGUUUCUCCAUGACUACAUUUGCAGCGAGAAGGUCUCGUACAACCUGAGUGGUAGCCAGUUGAAGAUCAUCGUCACGCGGCUCCUGGCCAAAAGGCGCAUGGUCUACUACCUCUUCCGAAAGUUCGACGGCCCCGAGAAGGUCUUGCUGAAGCAUUUGGGCACCGCCCAGGCCUUCCGCGACAGCGGUCUCAACGGCACCUCCUGCACAUGGCUGGCACCACUGCCAGAAUACCAGCAGGAUGUCGCAAAGUUUGCAGCAAAGCUGCUGCGCGGCCAGAAAGAGCUCGACAAGCUGCUGGACGAGGUGCUGGAUGUUGAUGCGUUUGCGUCAGCGGAGGCAAUGUCAGGGGCGGUCUCGGCAGACUCCGCAACCGGCUCUGGCUCGGCCGUCUUGUCCGACGCGGCACCCUCUGACCCCUGCGCUGCCCCGAAGGAGCCGGAGGAGCCGGAGGUGCCGGACGUGCCGCAGGCAACGGCCGAUGAGGCGACAAAGAUGGAUUCGGAUCAUGAGGGCCCUGAAAUCGCCCCUCAGCGCUUGGAUCGCUUGAUGAAUUUCAAGCUGCUGCAGCUCCCACCCCUUGUGACGGACCUCCUCAACCGGCAGCCUGACGACGUGAAAUUUCAGGAGGUGAUGGAUGACGCUUUGAUGCGAGCUUCGGCUGAGCAUCCUAGUAUCCUAGUAGCCUUCUGUUGGGCGCCGCUUCCUUGCAAGAUUUCUUUUUUACGACCGCCACUGCCAACACCAGGCCGCAACAUGUGGGUGGCCUUGCAUGUGCGCCCCAAAUCCACGGACGAUUGGAAAGCGGCGCUUGAGGCGUUGCCUGAAGGCCCCAAGCUGUUCAGGUACGACCCCAAGACAGGGGUGGUCAAUGGCGGCCAAACCGCGGUCUGCCCCAUCUACAGAUUCAAGCCUUUGGCCGGGAACGAGUUCAAGAAGGUCAUGGGGGCCGUAUUCGGAGACCUGGACAAAGCAUCCUCCAACAGAGUCAUGACCGACAAGGACAUCGUGAUAAUCCAUGAUGGCAGGGUCUCGACAAACGCGAAGCUCAUCAAGACGGUCUGCAAUAAGGUGAUCAAGAAGAACAAGGGCUUUCUGCCUGCACGCCCGGCCUCCUUCGCCACGGUCUACCACAACAAGGAGUUCAUGCCAGGUGGCUUCGCCGCGGCGAAGCGAACAUCCUCUAUGGUUACGUUUGCAUCAUACCUCCCUGAGGCGGUUGAAACGGUUCAGGUGAUUGCGUCCAAGGCCAUGAAGCUGCCGAUCCGAAAAAGAAAGCACUGCGGGGACGGGAGCUCCCUCGACCGAGCCUGGAGUGGCAUAGGUCUGAGAGCUGAGAGCAGUCGCACCACAAGCUUCAUCUCCGAGAUGGUGUUGCUGCAGUGCUGCAAGACUGAGGCGGACGGCGGCGAGAACGCGGAGGGAGGGGAUGGCGAUGGUGGCCGGAGAUCCUCGGGAGACGAGUCCGAGAACGAGCAGCCCGCACAAGAGUCUGCCCUCGAGCUCUUUGCCUGGGAGGCGGAGGAGGCGCUGCUGCGCGAUAUCUUCUCGGUCUUCGACCCUCAGAUCUCCACGCAGGGCCGGCCAUCUGUGAUUGUGGACUUGAACGCUGGCUUCAGCAGCGCCCUCGCCUGCGCCCGUGACCGGCGACACUAUCGCGGCUUUGUGCCGAGCGAGCUUGUUCGCAGCGUGAUGCUGCAAGGCUUGCACUUGGAGAUCUUUCUGGCAAUGCAGAACGCGGCGCCAGGCUUCACUCGGUCUGUUAGGGUGCUGAGCAGAGCUGAGUCCUUGGGAGGCGAUGGCUCAGAGGUCUCAGCCCAGCAAAGCACCGCGCGCGGUUCAACCCAAGAUCAAGACGAACAGGAGGAGGAGCAUGAGGAGCUCUCGGA